Molecule: messenger RNA, 1756 nt
Organism: Nelumbo nucifera (sacred lotus)
Lineage: Eukaryota; Viridiplantae; Streptophyta; Magnoliopsida; Proteales; Nelumbonaceae
Product: serine carboxypeptidase-like 40
Biological process (GO): proteolysis
Cellular component (GO): vacuole
Molecular function (GO): serine-type carboxypeptidase activity
Source: RefSeq, a predicted model, not a curated record
AAAGACUUUGAAACAUAUAUUUAUUAAUAGCUCUCUCUUAUGCAAACGUCUCAUAUUGAAGCUUGAGAGAAUUGAGAAUAGAAGAUGAAGGUUGGUCUUGUUAUUUACUUUCUUCUGAUCUAUCUCUCAUGCUUUGUUGCCCAAAGCCAUGCAAGUCAAGCAAAUGCACUUGCCAAUCUUUACAAGAAGAAGCUUCAGGGAAAAAUAGCUGGUAUCGACUUGACCAGUGAUGAGAUGAAGAUGACCCAAAUCAUUACUGAAGCAAAAGUCCUUCCACAGGAAGGGUUGAAGGAGAAGGAUAUGAUAGAGAGGUUGCCUGGACAGCCCCCUGUUGGGUUCAAGCAGUAUGGAGGUUAUGUCACGGUCGAUGAAUCAGCCGGGCGGGCUCUUUUCUAUUACUUUGCUGAAGCUCAGGAUGCCAAGUCCAAACCUCUACUUCUUUGGCUCAAUGGAGGCCCCGGUUGUUCUUCAUUUGGAUAUGGAGCAAUGGUGGAGCUUGGUCCGUUCCGUGUUCACAGUGACGGCAAAACACUCUACGAGAAUCAUUAUUCAUGGAAUAGAGUGGCCAAUGUGGUGUUCUUGGAGUCUCCAGCGGGGGUAGGGUUUUCAUACUCGAACAAGACAUCUGAUUACAAUACAAGAGGAGAUGGAAACACAGCCCAAGAUAACUAUGUUUUCUUGGUGAAUUGGUUGGAGAGAUUCCCAGAAUACAAGACCAGGGAUUUCUAUAUAGCUGGAGAGAGCUAUGCUGGCCACUAUGUUCCUCAACUUGCUCAUACCAUUCUGCUGCAUAACAAGAUUGCACCAAACAACACCAUCAAUCUCAAAGGGAUCAUGAUCGGAAAUGCAGUGCUCAACGAUGAAACUGACAUGAAGGGCAUGUAUGAUUAUGUUUGGACCCAUGCUCUAUCUUCCGAUGAAACCAACAAGGCAAUCAACACAUACUGCAAUUUCAAUGCCACCAAAUUGAGUGAAAAAUGCUUGAACAGUCUCAUUGAAGCUGAGAUGAAUGUGGGCUUUAUUGAUAUCUACAACAUCUAUGGCCCCCUGUGUUUCUCUUCCAAUCUUACAGAAAAACCCAAAAUGGCCUCGCUCAUGAAAUUCGAUCCAUGCAGCGAUUAUUAUGUGAUUGCUUACUUAAACCAUCCAGAUGUCCAAGAGGCUCUUCAUGCCAAUAUCACCAAACUCAAAUAUAAAUGGCGACCCUGCAACCACGAAAUAUACAGCAACUGGUCAGACAGUGCAUCAACAGUUCUUCCCCUCUUACAGGAGCUCAUGGCUGAAGGAAUUCGGGUUUUGGUUUUCAGUGGCGACGUAGAUGGUAGAGUUCCUGUAACUUCAACCAAAUAUUCUCUGAAUAAGCUUCAACUUCUAGUAAAUACGUCAUGGUAUCCUUGGUACACAAACAAUGAGGUUGGUGGAUACACUGUCGUGUACAAGGGUGGCCUAACAUUUUCUACAGUAAGAGGAGCAGGUCAUGAGGUCCCAAGCUACCAGCCACUGAGGGCACUUGACCUUGUUAAGUACUUCCUCCAUGGAAAGCCCCUUCCCUCACUUUAAAGCAUUUCCCUAAUGCACCUUAGAAGCAAUGGAGCCAAUAAAAACCAAGUAUUUGAAAUCCUCCUACUAGUAAAUUUAUAUAUGCAUUAUGUGUGGCAAUUUGAAUACUAAUAAUUUUAGUAUUUUUUUAUCAAAAUGAUGUAACAGAGACACAAGUAUUCAAAGCAUAUUGUUGUGAUGGAUCUGUUGCAUUUUA